UGAUCUCGGUGGCGGUGUUGGGGGUGUUUGCCCUGGGUGAUCUCAGAGGCGUUUUCCACCCCUGGUGACCGUACGCCAAACGAGCUGUGAUUCUCCCCCGAUGGAAGCAGUUCGGUUUCGUUGCUCAGUGUUGAUUACUCGGGGUGCCGGCAGGAGGGAGGUUUGUUGUGGGUGAGGUCGGCAGAGGUCGGGUGUUUUGAGCUCGCUGUUGCCAGGUUCCGAGCCGAGGUGAAAACUGAUACUGCCAGGCUUUCCAUGUGCCAGGCAGCAAUACAGAUCAAGUCCUGUAAAUCGUGCCAGAGUUGUGUUUGCUGCCCUUGAGGAGGAGAGGAGUGGACAGGAUUCUUUGUAGCUUCCUGCCUUAAGGGAGCUGACAGCAAGAUGCAAUCCUUUAGUUGAGUCCAUGGAAGACAGGCAGGUGCUGGGACCUGGGUGGCUCUGGGACUUGCAGAGGAUGUUGAUGAAUGCCUGCUCUGUGAACUUCGUGAAUCAGGAGUCUGGAACUCCAUCCUGCUCUCCAGGACUGGAAGGACUUGACUGUUGUUACAAGAAUUCCUGAAACAUGGUGGAUUAUUAUGAAGUUCUGGGAGUGCAGAAGCAUGCCUCAGCAGAGGAUAUCAAAAAAGCGUACCGUAAAUUGGCGCUAAAAUGGCACCCUGAUAAAAAUCCAGACAAUAAAGAUGAGGCGGAGCGGCAAUUUAAGCAAGUAGCUGAAGCCUAUGAAGUCUUGUCAGAUGCUAAAAAGCGUGACAUCUAUGACAGAUACGGAAAAGAAGGCCUAAUAAAUGGAGGUGGAGGUGGAAAUCAUCAUGAUAAUCCAUUUGAUUUUGGAUUUACAUUCCGCAACCCAGAUGAUGUCUUCAGGGAGUUUUUUGGUGGAAGGGACCCCUUUUCAUUUGACUUCUUCGAAGACCCUUUUGAGGACUUCUUCGGUGGCAGGCGGGGUCCAAGGGGAAGCAGAAACAGAGGUGGUGGUGGAUCAUUUUUCUCUGCCUUUGGUGGAUUCCCUGCUUUUGGAAGUGGUUUCUCUCCAUUUGACACAGGUUUUCCUUCAUUUGGCUCCCUGGGACAUGGAGGCAUUACUUCGUCAUUCUCCUCUACGUCAUUUGGUGGCAGUGGAAUGGGAAACUUCAAAUCCGUAUCAACCUCAACUAAAAUAGUUAAUGGCAGAAAAAUUACUACAAAGAGGAUUGUUGAGAAUGGACAAGAGAGAGUAGAAGUUGAAGAAGAUGGCCAGUUAAGGUCGCUAACAAUAAAUGGGGAGGCAGAUGAGGAAGCCUUUGCCGAGGAGUGCAGACGGAGAGGACAACACGCGCUGCCCUCCCAGCCCAGCAACCUCCGCCUGCUGAAGCCUCACAAGCCUGGCACCUCCCCUCGCUUUGCCUGCUACCACAAUGGUGAUGAGGUGGAAGAACAGGACAGGAGCCGGGUUCUGAGCAGCUUCGAGACCCCUAUUUAUUUAUCAGGUGUGCACAAGCAUGUUGGUGAGAAACGUGCAGAGAAGGACCCAUCACAUAGUCAAAAGCCAAACCCAAAAAGCCAAUCAAGAAGUUGGUGCUGUGUGUUGACUUAAUGCUAGUUCCCUGGUAGAUAAUAAAUAGCAGCUCUUUGCCUUCAUCCUGCUUUAGCUCUGAUCUUCCAUUUAGCCUAGAUUCACUAAUGCCCUGGGAUAUUUAAGGAUCCAGGGCAAAUACUGCUGUGCUGCUGAAGUGCCUGUGCUCUUUGUUGUUAAAAGUGAAGGCAUUUUAGAGGUUAAUUCAUCACAAUACUUUGCACAUUCAUUUACUUAAAUUGUGCUUGGCUUCCUUGUCCAAGGAGAAGUUCAGCAAGUUGAUACUAUUUCUGGAAGCUGCAGUUUUAGGCAACUAAAUCCUAAUAGAGGAUGCUGAGAACGUUCAAGCAAAUGUGACAACGUGGCAAUUGUCCGGGUUAUUUUUGAAGUAAUUAGUCCUUUGAUAUAUUUCCAGUCUGUAAUUUUUUGGCAAUGUAGUCCAGAGGCUAUCUUGGACAAUGAAGUCCUCAUAAGUACUUGAUUUAAUUGGAACCUGUGGUGAGAUAUAUCUAGGACUGUGAGGACAGGUUUUUCUGAUAUGUGAAAGAAGCUUUUCUACUUGGAUGCCCAAAGCAAGGACCCUUCUCAGUAGUGUUAAGUGCUGGGAAGUGUGAGCCUAGGAGGCUUCUCAAAGUAAACACAGCACAUGAAAAAUAUGCACUGUAUCCCAAACCAGGUGCUCACGUACUCCCAGUGCUAUACCAACUUCCAAUGUGUUUAUGAGCCUUUAAACCUAACAAUGUCUUUUGUAUGGAAGACCUGAAGAUAUGAUAGAUGACCCAUUGACAAAAUAGAAUAAUUUAGAUUAAUGUCCUCCUGAUAAGUUGUUGUUUGUGUUUUUAAAGAUGACCAAGUUGAAACUUUUCUUUUUAAAACAAAAAAAAGGCAAAAAGUUACAGAGGCCUAAAUGACACCUCUGGGCUGAUUUUCUGAAGCCUCCCACGCAAGGGCUACAGGUUUGGUGUCCUGUGUCUGUGGCUGGCAAAACAAAACCUUGGCUCUGCCUUUGGACACACUAGGGUGUCUGCAAUCACCAUAUUUUGCAAUGGAUUCCAAGGAGCAGCUGAGUUUGAAAAGCACCAUGCAAUUUUUGGAGCAAUUUUAAAGAUUGCUUAAGACUUUUUGCUGUGAAUUUAUUUAUGCUCCAAGACGCACAAGUUUGCAAUUAAAAUUAAUUUCUAGAAGUAUUAGUGCAAUCACAAAAUGCUCUCUUCUACCAGUAGAUUGUGAGUUGCCAAAAAAACUCAGGGUGAAAACUUGAUUGCAGUAAGACUAAGAUUUUACUGUUGCUUUAAAUAUUUUGCCUGCUGUUCCUCUGAUGGACAGGGCUGCUGAAGGACUGGUCGAGUCAGUCAUAAAAACCUACGUGAGUGUCUUAAUCCUUCCCUGGGGAGUGUGUGCACGAGUCCUGGCCAGUUAUGCCAUUCCCCUUCAUGGGUGUUCACCUCUUGCCCAGCAAGCAGCUUCACCAGCACAGCUCUGUAGUUACAGAGACCACUCUACUCGCUUGGCUUCUCAUCCAUCACUGCCGUGCUUCCACGGGCCG
This is a messenger RNA of Lonchura striata (white-rumped munia), 3098 nucleotides long. It is a transcript of the gene DNAJB6, whose product is annotated as DnaJ heat shock protein family (Hsp40) member B6. Lineage: Eukaryota; Metazoa; Chordata; Aves; Passeriformes; Estrildidae. Gene Ontology annotation, molecular function: Hsp70 protein binding. The record is from RefSeq and is a predicted model, not a curated record.